AAUUUGAUCUCAGUUCAUGGAAGGAACUGGAAAGUGGGGAGCUUUGGUCGAGGCGGAAAAGUGUCCAUCGCGUACUUGCUGGUGACCGAGCACCUCAUUUUAAGACGAGCUCCCACUGGGCCCAAUCAGAAUGGCCCGAGACCAACAAACAUCCAAUGAACGCCCGCUCUCCAGUUUAGAAGGCGGGACUUCCUAGUGGGUGUGUGGGUGACGAGGAAAAGGAGGUCAAAUGCGCUGCUAGAGUUUUAAAAACGUGAGGCAGUCUCCAGGAGAGAUACACAGGUAGACUAUUGUGUUGGAGUUACAGUAGACGAUAUAGUUUACCGUGCCGCUAUCAUAGCUUGGAUUAAGAAGUAAGGGCGGUCGUGUAGGGUGCGGUUGGUCCGUCUCGCACUGACAGACAGAUAACGUUAGCUAAUGCUAACGGUAGCGUUACAAGUCGCGUGCUCGUAUGCACUAUACGACUCAGUAGUUGACCUUACAACCAUAAUAUAGUAAUGCCUGUCUAGCCAGACGUCUGUCAAAUCAACUGUAUACAAAGUAAUGCAUGGUGCACGUCCACGGAUCAAUAGCUUUCGCUGCGAAGUUUGUUAGCUAAAUAUAAGCGACUGCACUUUGCUGACGUUUAUUUUGCCUUUGGGAUCUUGUGUCACGGUCACCGCUGUCAUGUUUCACUCUGUGCCCCGUCGUCCGAUCUGCGAGAUCGGUGUGAACGCUAUGAGGCUACGAAGCAGCAGGUCGUUGAAGCGGACCGUCGAGGAGGGCAGAGAACAAAUCGAGAGGGUCCCGUUGCUGGGCAGGGGCAUGGGCCUGCUGUUGUCCUGGCUCCAGAAGGCAGGUGCCAGUGAGGCCGCAGGGUCUGGUCGAAAGAGGAAGGGUUUGCUCUCCAUAUUUGUGGACCACUGCAGCUUCGUAACCGGACAGAGGCUCCGGCGUGCUUGCCAGAUCGGCGAGCUUUACUCCAACCUGUACUCCGAGCGGACCAGGUGGACCCUGGUCGGUAACAUAUGGCGAAGAUUUCAGAGCAAGCACGCGCCGAAUGGGAAACUUGUCGCGGCCCUGGCUGGUAUCUUCAUGUGGGAGAAUGACAAGAUUCAAGAUGAAGAGAUUCAAAGGUGUGGACUUGAGCUACAGGCACUGGAGGCUGUAAAAUGUCCAAAUACAACUACAGAAACAAAGGCAGGACAUCUUGAACCUGGUUGGGAAGUUGUGGUGGAGAAAAAAGGCUUCAAAGUGUGGAAGCGACCGAUACCCGACAGUCACCUCUAUGAAUACAGAGUGUUGGGCUCCUACAACGAUGUCACCCCAAGGCAGUUCUUCAAUGUACAGUUGGAUACGGAGUACAGAAAGAAGUGGGAUGCACUGGUUAUCGAGCUUGAGGUUGUGGACAGAGAUGUCUGUACAGGCUCUGAAGUUGUGCACUGGGCUACACACUUUCCUUAUCCCAUGUACUCGAGGGACUAUGUGUAUGUGCGGCGCUAUGAUGUUGAUGUAGACAACAACCUGAUGGUCCUGGUAUCCAGAGCUGUGCAGCAUCCCAGAGUCCCAGAGACUCAGGCAUUUGUGAGAGUCCAUUCAUACCAGUCAAAGAUGGUCAUCCGCCCUCACAAGACCUUUGAUGAGAAUGGAUUUGAUUACCUGCUGACCUACAGUGACGAUCCUCAGACUGUCUUUCCGCGUUACUGUGUGAACUGGAUGGUGUCAAGUGGUAUGCCUGACUUUCUGGACAAGCUCCAUACUGCUGCCUUGAGGGCCAAGAACUUGGAAGUGGGGAUCUACGACUACGUAGGUGUCAUCAAAUCUAGCGACACCAACCGCCAGCCGAGCCAGGAGCGCCUCAGUGGAGAAAAGCCACGCACAGCCGGUCCGGGACAGAUCUACGCUUGAGAUAGACAUUUUAUAAACCAGGGGUUAUGUUGGUGUAUUUUUCACAUGCACAUGGACCUCAAUCAAACCCUCCAGCCUCAAUUAUUUUGGGGUAGAUUGCAUGAGCUGCAAAUGGAAGUUGCAACUUACAUUAAUGACAAAUAUAUACAGUAUGUCCAUCCGUAGACAUGUUAUAUUGGUUGUAGAUGAGAUGUCACAAGACCAAUGGACUGUCUCGGGAAAAUGUUGCCAUACACUUUUCCAUCCAGACUGCUGGCACUAUUUUUGCUCAGCCAGGCAAUGCGACGUAGCAUUUUUUUGCCUUGUUUUGGUAAUAAUGUACGUCUUGGUAAGAUCGAGCCAAAAUUCCUAAUUGUAGAGAUGCUUUUGCCAAAACACUGUUUCUCUCGUUUUAUCUUUCUGUGUCUUGUCUACGGUGAGAUUACAGUGAACUGUUGUCCAGUAUCGGACAUAGGAUGGUAACCAACUGGCUUCUGGUGGACAUUAUCACUAUUUAAUAUACAGCCAACAUCUCUACACUGACCGAUGAAGAGAUGAGGCCUCGGCGUGGAACGCUUUCUGCUAUGUUUCUUCAGUUCAUGGAUUUAAAGCAACUGGUUUCCUUUUGAUUGCAGCAUAAAUUAUUGAUUUUCAUAUGACAGAAUGAGGUGGAUUAAAAACAACUAAUGAUGCCAUUCUUGGGAAAUGUGUACAGAAUUCUAAAUUGAUUUGCUGUCGGCACAGUGGAGGUUUCAUGCUAUUCAGCUCACUGCGGCUGUUCAAGCCUUCUGAAGAUAAACCAGUCCUUUAACAUUCGGGGCAAAGUGUCUUAUAACAACCACAUAAAUCCUCAAACAGUGUUACUGAUGCACUUCAGUUUAGUUCGACUAACAAGGCAACCCUACCCUUUGUAUUUCAGUUAAAAAGUUACAAAUAUGAAUUUAUCCCAUUUUAGCUCAGAAUUUCUUUGUUAUUCUGGUGUCAUCUGCAGACAUCACAUACAUUUGUACUGUGUGAGUUAUGGUUUUCUUUUAUAUUGUAGGUCUUGUACAUUCAUAAAACUAUCGCCUGCAUAUUGGAAAUCCCUGUUCACAACAAGCUUAGACACAUUUAUCCUGCAUUGUGAUUCUUCAGUUUUUGUUAUUAAUGUGGGUCGUACUGAAACUCUACAAUUCACCUAUCCAAAUAAUGCUUGUUGCUUUUGUAAUUCAUUUUGCAGGAGGUGUUAUGAAUGUACAGAGAGCUUUCCAUUCUGUGGAAUAAAAUAUCGCCUAAUACAGUACUCUGUUUACAGCCUAACCAUCUGGCACAAAUAUCAUAGAAUUAAUUUGUAUUUAAAACACAUCUCAUCUUGUACUAAAUUGUGAUGGUGGUACUUCAGAGUAAAUCAGCUGCAGUCCAGCGGGAUCCACCUUUCUGAAGGUCUAACGUAUGAAUAUUGAAUAUUAUUAUAGCCCCACUGUAAAAAAUGUAUAAUUCUACUAUGUAGUUCAAAAUAACUGGCAGAGUAAAUGUUUGUGUGUUUGUGGUUUUUUUUGUUGUAUUUACCGCCUGGUUAAACAAAAGAUCAUAUUAACCCAAUUAAACAUAAUGCAAUGUUUGUGAAUGUAUUCUAAAUGUAAAUGCUGCGUCUUUGCCACAGUAGUUUAAAAGACUUGUCACGUACUGUUUUUGUUUUUCUUCCCGCAGGCAGUAAAACAUUUGUGAUUUGCUGCAUCGUGAGAAUGACUUCAAGAACAGGAACCAAUAGUGUGUGGACAUUAUCUGGUGCACUUGUUACCCUUUGAUUUCAAGACUGAGUGAAAUGGAGGAGCAUCUAAUCAGAUCAAAUAAACGUAAAUACAUUUGUU
Molecule: messenger RNA, 3716 nt
Organism: Cyclopterus lumpus (lumpfish)
Lineage: Eukaryota; Metazoa; Chordata; Actinopteri; Perciformes; Cyclopteridae
Gene: stard7
Product: StAR-related lipid transfer (START) domain containing 7
Exons: 8
Coding region: 667-1887 (406 amino acids)
Molecular function (GO): lipid binding
Source: RefSeq, a predicted model, not a curated record